GCGAUAAAUGUAGCAGUAGCAGCGUGAAUUUCUCUCUCUCUUUCUCCAAAUUUAAAAUGGACAAAAAUUGGGAGGCAUGAUCCGACGGUCCCGAUUGGUUUUGAUGGUUGUUAUAUUCAUUUGAAUGGAAUUUCGUUCAUUUUGUGUUUGUCACUGAGAAUCGAUUUUUCAUCCUCUCUUCUCCUCUUCUCUCCUCUCUCUCGCACUCGCAUUUCCAAAGCAGAGCAGAUAUUAGAAGAUGGCAGACGCUGAGGAUAUUCAACCCCUUGUUUGUGAUAAUGGAACGGGAAUGGUUAAGGCGGGGUUUGCGGGAGAUGAUGCCCCACGUGCUGUCUUCCCCAGCAUUGUUGGCCGUCCUCGCCACACUGGUGUGAUGGUUGGCAUGGGCCAGAAAGAUGCGUAUGUGGGUGACGAGGCUCAGUCUAAGCGAGGUAUUCUCACUCUCAAGUACCCCAUUGAGCAUGGUAUCGUCAGCAACUGGGAUGAUAUGGAAAAGAUUUGGCAUCAUACCUUCUACAAUGAGCUUCGUGUCGCCCCAGAGGAACAUCCCGUUCUCUUGACCGAGGCUCCUCUUAACCCUAAGGCUAAUCGCGAGAAGAUGACCCAAAUCAUGUUUGAGACUUUUAAUGCCCCUGCCAUGUAUGUAGCCAUUCAGGCUGUUCUUUCACUCUAUGCCAGUGGUCGUACAACCGGUAUUGUGUUGGAUUCUGGGGAUGGUGUCAGUCACACAGUCCCUAUCUACGAGGGUUAUGCCCUCCCUCAUGCCAUCCUUCGUCUUGAUUUGGCUGGUCGUGAUCUCACUGAUUUUCUGAUGAAGAUUCUGACUGAACGUGGAUAUUCUUUUACCACCUCAGCAGAGCGCGAAAUUGUGAGGGAUAUGAAGGAAAAGCUGGCUUACAUAGCCCUGGACUAUGAGCAGGAGCUUGAGACAGCCAAGACCAGCUCUGCAGUGGAGAAGAGCUAUGAGUUGCCUGAUGGGCAGGUUAUCACCAUUGGCGCUGAGCGUUUCAGGUGUCCCGAGGUCUUGUACCAACCAUCCAUGGUAGGAAUGGAAGCAGCAGGCAUUCACGAAACAACAUACAACUCCAUUAUGAAAUGUGAUGUUGACAUCAGGAAAGAUCUGUACGGUAACAUUGUACUUUCAGGAGGCACAACCAUGUUCCCUGGCAUUGCUGAUAGAAUGAGCAAGGAAAUUUCUGCUUUGGCCCCCAGCAGCAUGAAGAUCAAGGUGGUUGCACCUCCUGAGAGAAAGUACAGUGUCUGGAUCGGAGGUUCUAUCCUGGCAUCCCUGAGCACCUUCCAGCAGAUGUGGAUUGCAAAGGCAGAGUACGAUGAGUCUGGACCAUCAAUUGUGCAUAGAAAGUGCUUCUAAAUUGUUUGAUCAGUAGGGUUAUUGAAGGGAAAGACGGCUGUUUUAUUCCUCUGGAAGAAGUGCUGCCUGCUUGUAACCCUUUCAUUCUAUUCUAACUUUUUGUAUCCGUUUACGUUAUUCUCUGGAGUGAUGAUUUGGAGAAGGCGAGGAGUUUAUUUUGUCAAAAAUGGUGCAUGCAAUUUUCACUAUUAUUAUAUAUUUGUAUUUUUAUUUUGUUUA
Vigna umbellata (rice bean) is the source of this 1591-nucleotide messenger RNA. Its product is annotated as actin-1-like. NCBI's taxonomy places the organism in Eukaryota, Viridiplantae, Streptophyta, Magnoliopsida, Fabales, Fabaceae. The record is from RefSeq and is a predicted model, not a curated record.